ACAUUUAUCAAUAUUUUUAUGUUAAAAAAGUAUUUAAGUAAUUAAUUCGUGAUCUUUUGUAAAACUGAGUGGUGGUUGAUAUAUGAUGGUUGUGCUCUUGAACUUAAACGUGUGGUCGUGAAAGUUCUUAGUCAAACGAUGUCAACAACAAACUGUGAGAGGAAUUGAAGCACAUUUAGCUAUAUACACACGAAGACGAGGAAUAGAUUGAAAUAUAAAAAGUUGCAAAAAUUAGUCUUACCCACUACAAAAUGAAGUUGAAAAUGAAACACUAGAUAAGAAAAAGUGAAGCAGAGAUUGAAGAAAAUUUUAAUUUGAUUAAUAUUGACUAUAUUUAUGAAGAUGAUGAUUCAUUGUCUCCAUGGAUCGAAGAAAGGAAAAAUCACUAUUAGAUGGAGUGCAAGAUUAGAAUGGUUGCCUUUGGUGAGCACAAAUGAUGAAGAUAUAGAUUGCGCUCAUGAUAAUGGUGGUCAUGGUACACCAUGCGGUGAUAGUGACGGUGAUGGUGAUAAUGGAAGAUUUGGGGAACAUCAUAAUGAUGGUGAUGUUAACACGACAUGGAAGAUUCAACCAGACUUCUCAUACUCUAGGCGUUAUAGGAGUUUGAUUGAAAUAACUAUCGAUGAUAAUUCAUUGCGUGAGACUACUAGAAGCAAAACAAGUAUGACAACAGGAAAGUAAGAAACAAACAUCGUAAUGUUCCAUUAGUUGAUUCAUCUUAUUCUAGUAAUGGACCAAAUUUUGGUUAUACUUGUAACGAUGAAUCUUCUAGUGGUACACAAUAUUAUGUGCCUUUUGCUGAGUAUCCUAAUCUCAUCUCUUAUUGUCAAUACGCAAAUUAUGAAACUUCUUCCUAUUAUCAAUCAUCAACAUAUCAACAAACAAGUAAUGAGUUUUAUGAUUAUGUUUUCAAUCAAGGAUCUUCUCAUGAUGAUAGUCAAAGUGAAACCAUAGGUUGUUAUUCCCAAUGAAAUUCCACCAUGUGGUUGAAAGAAUCAUGUAAAUUACUAUAUUUCUUCUUAACAUUAUUACUAUUAUUAUUGUAGUUGUCGUUGUUGAUUUAUUAACUCAUUUGACUUUUCAUAUUUAUGUUCAAAAAAGUCUGCAAUUUGCACAGGCGAUGUAUUUGCAUUCUUGACAAUGUAACACUUGAAACGCUUUAUAUCAUGUCAGUGCGUGUUGAACUGUGUUUGUUAUAACCAUUUAAUGCAAGGACUACUUAAAUUAAGAGAUCUGUUAAGACUUGUUUAGUUUGAAGAAAUUUUUAAUAGUGUUUGUAAUAAUUAUUUAGUUUAGCAAUCAAAUUAUUAUUCUCUUUUAAAGAUUCGUUGUUCACCUAUGUAGCGCGAAAACUCUUGGGAAAGUUCUUUGGAAACUCUCCAAAAAGUCUUUUUUGGGCAAAAGUUGACGUUUCUUGUUUUCCGUUUCCUCAUUACUUCCGCGUUUCCGUGCAACAUAGUUGUUCACGUAUAACUAUAUAAGUGUUUAAAGAAGUAUUCAUAAUGCUCUAUUAAUUUUAUCAUUUAUUAAUUCAAAUAAACUAAUUUAUGUUAAAUAUAAUUAAUAGAAGAUUUGUUGAACAAUACAAAAAAUAAUGGUAUUCCUAUUUGGUGCGAACUUGAAAAUAUUUCAUGCGGCAACGGCCACAAAUUGUGAGCAUUCGGUCGGUCGGUCAAAUAACCGACCGAUAACCGAAUAACCGACCAACUUUUUUUGCUUCAAUAACCGACCGAAAACCGACCGGUAAUUUUAGGGUACAAACCGAAAACCGACAAUUCGGUUUCGGUCAAUAACCGAAUAACCGACCAUAACCGAACAUAUAGAUUUUUUAAGGUUAUUUUUUUCUAAAAUCUGAAAGUUUUUUAUAAACACUAGGAAAAAACGAAGGAUUCCAAGCUGGAUGCUUUAUUCGUAACCGGAAGACGCUUUAUUGAAGUAUAUAUUGGAAAUAUUAUAAAAGAAAUGUCCUAAGUGAAAAACUUUUACUAAUAAUUUGGCAAAAAGACACAGUAUGUCACAAAAUUACAAAAUCCAAAGUGGUAAAUCUACACCAUUCUACCAUUGUCCAUCGCAUCAAAGCAUAUGUCCCUUGUCAAUAUUACAAGUGACCAAGUGAGAUCAAAAGUAAAUGCAAAUACUUGCUAUCAUUAAAUAGUUUCUGCAAUACAUUUAUAUAACAAAAUUCCUGCAGUAAGAAACGAUGGAGAGCUAAUCAAAUACUCAGCAUUCAUCACUUCAAAUAUAACAGUAUAUUUCACGUCUACAUGACACAAGCUCACAAACAUAUAAAAUUGGUUGUUUAUGUGAAUCUGUAAUAAGUCAUCACUAAACUAAUAAAUCUACAUCAUGGAAAGUAAAUUAAGCAGCUGUUGAUUUCGGCAAAGAUUUCUUAGUGGAGCAACUUAAAAGAAGUCUAAUAUCAUUCAUUUCUUCUUGAGAAGAAGAAAAACAAUGCCCGUAGAAUGUUAGUUCUUCUAGCUAGUUAUAACCAUUAACUCCUUCCCAUUAUACGUAUUUUCGUAUAAGAAGUUAACUCCAAGACUUCAGCAAAGCCCUUACAUAUUAUUUUCACCAAAUUAAUAAUCCAUUAAAUAACUAAUUAGAAAACUAACUCAUAGGUCAUUAGGUCCCCAACGGCCAACCCAAACAUCUCUACAUAUCAAAUAUAAAUAUUAAAACAGUGGAUUUCAGAGAGAUCGCUGAACUCGGGGGAAAAAAUAUGAAGCAUUUGUUGAAGAAAGAGGGGUUUAAUUGAGAUAAGUUAGAGAUUUACCGCUGUUAGAUAAUUAGAUUGGGGAAGUCUGCGAUUGGGUGAAUUGAAGAAACGAUGUCAAAUUAGUGACCACAGAGGAAACCUCAAGUUAGGGAUUGAAGAAGAGAACUCAGAUUACCUUGGGUCUUCGUACAAGGCUAAAAUUAAUCGCUUGGCUUCUUCGCUUUGCUAGAGUCUGGAUUCCGGAGAGGUCAGGUUCAUUCGCUCAUGUUUUCGGAACAGAGGUUUGGCGAUUUAGGGUAGGAGGUUGGCCGUUGCAUUGAUUUGGGUAGGAGGCCGCUGGGCUAUAAUUAUACUUAACACCUAUUCAUUCGGUUAUCGGUCACCGACCGAAACCUAAAAUUUAAAACCGCUAAAUAACCGAAUAACCGAAUAACCGAUAAUUUUUUACACUUGAUAACCGAAAACCGACCGAUAACCGAUUUUUCGGUUCGGUUCGGUCGCCGGUUAUCGGUUACGUCGGUUUUUUCGGUUAUUUGCUCACCCCUAGCCACAAUACACAUCGCAGCGGCCUCAUUAACUGCAAUGACCGCUACCGUAACCACAAUUUAAAAUCUUGGAUCAUAUAACACUUUUAUCCCCUUUGAUUUGUUUUUAGAAAUAUUCUAUUUUUUCAACAAACAGACUAACUAUUCAAAGCAUCCCCACCACCCCUUCCAAUAGUGUUCAUUCAAACAGGCCUUUAAUUGUUUGGUCAUGUAUAUUUGCGUACACACGCAAACACACAUUUCUCGUUGAUUUCUUUCCUUUCAGGGAGGAUGAAGGCCGUUCCCUUUUGGAAGAAUGCUUGCUCAUCGCUGAAGAAUAUAAAGGGAAAGACCACCCAACAUAUGUAACCCAUCUUGUAAAUCUGGCCACAUCGUAUUAUCGGUCCAAAAAUUAUGUUGAAGCAGAGAAGUUGCUGCGUAUUAGUUUGCAGAUUAUGCUGAAGGCCCUGCCACCUGAUGAUCAGGCUGUUAGCUUUCCAAUGCUGCAUCUUGCAAUCACUCUCUACAAUUUGAACCAAGUUGAGGAAGCUGAGAAGUAUGCACUUGAGGCUUUACAUAUUCGUGAGAAGGCGUUUGGAAAAGACUCUCUCCCCGUUGGGGAGGCCCUUGACUGUCUAGUUUCCAUUCAGAAAAAACAAGAAAAAGAUGACGAUAAGUUGUUAGAACAUCUGAAGAGAAUUUUGAGAAUUCAAGAGAAAGCUUUUGGCAGCGACAGUGAACAGGUCAUGGAAAUGCUUAAAAAGGUUGUACACUACAUGACAAGAUUAGGGUUGAAACACGAGAAACUCCCUCUGGAAAGAAGAUUGACCCAUCUUAGAGAAAAGUUCAAGCUUGCUGUCAAAUAUUAAGGUUUUAUUAUGGUUCUAUUCAUGAAGCAGCUUUGAUGGUUUACACAGAUGUCUGCCAGAAGUUAGUAGUGCUCUUCAGGAUCGGAGUUGAGACUUGUCUUUCACUAUGGCAACAAAAUGUUAACCAGCAAUAACACUUUCUAAUGUUAGAGAAUUGGUAGAAUGAAAAAGUAGAAUGCUUCGUGGUUGCCUGUAGUCUCAGAAAUUCUGCUGAGUUAUGUUUAUGAUAGCCAAUUGUGUUAGCUGGUAGAUCUCACCUUUCUCUUUGUUGUAUUUGGAGCCCAAAGAACAAUUUUUUUAGUGUUGCAAUCAUAUGUAUUUGAAAGACAUACAUUGGCAUCAAGUAAGUUUCGGCAUCACAAGAUUCACAACACAAA
Molecule: messenger RNA, 4486 nt
Organism: Cuscuta epithymum
Lineage: Eukaryota; Viridiplantae; Streptophyta; Magnoliopsida; Solanales; Convolvulaceae
Source: the annotation of a GenBank genome assembly